Molecule: messenger RNA, 967 nt
Organism: Anthonomus grandis grandis
Lineage: Eukaryota; Metazoa; Arthropoda; Insecta; Coleoptera; Curculionidae
Exons: 3
Coding region: 310-870 (186 amino acids)
Source: RefSeq, a predicted model, not a curated record
AAUUACUUAUCGACGAAUGUGGUGCCUCGCACACUGUAACCAUUAGUUUGCAGCAUAAAGUCGUAUAUUACAGUCGAUUUUGCAUGUUUUGUUAAUUAUUAAAAUAAUUAUGGAAUAAUGACGUGUAAAUGAUAAGAAUAUGGACAAAUACUGCUUUAUUUAAUUGUACGAUGAUGUUUUUUGUAGGAGAAUAAAUAAUUCCGUAGAAGUUGAAUUAAGGUGUUCUUUUAGUUACAAGAAAAGUGCUUUGAAAUUCUUCCUUUUAUGGGUAAUAAGUAAUAUAAAAGGUAUUUUUUAUUUAUAGUAAAUAUGAUCAAUACAGAUAACGAAACUGGAGAAUCCCAAUAUAAUCUACAUCUUUGCCGAAACGUAGAAACAGGAGAAGAAGAAUACUUGGCCUACUGUCUCGACAAAGAAACUGGUGAAAAGCAGUACUGCAGCCUUGACAGGAUAUGUGAAAGUUUCGAAAUGCCUAACCCCUUUAAAGUAAGCAGAUACACCACGCAAUUGACUGCCAUUGUCCGCCACGAAAACUCCAAAUAUAAAAGCUCAGAAAAACGCAUGGAAUUUAUCACGGCAAUCGUGUUUCUCAUACCUACGUUUAUAAUAUUUACUCCUCUAUUAGGGUUGCUGAUUUUAUCACUAGAUAUAGUUUUGCACAGGUGGUGUCACCUGCAAAACUCCAAGAAAGGGCUUAGAAAAGACGAGGGGUUAUUUUACUAUCAAAGCCCGUUACACAUGUUAUACAAGGAGUUUUGCUCCAAAUGUUCUGCCGAAGAAGCUGGCAGGAAAAUUCAUAAAAUACAAAGUAUAAGGUAUAAUAAAAAACGAUCUACUAUGCAAGAAUCUUUGAGAAGGGUUGUAGCUUAAAUAACUAAUAAUUAAAGAUACCAUUAUGGAUUCUUAAUGCUUGUGUUUGGAAAAAUAUAAAUUAGUUUAUAAAUAAAGGAUAUUAUGAAUAAAGGUA